Messenger RNA from Drosophila kikkawai, 2648 nucleotides. RefSeq names its product Vacuolar H[+] ATPase 68kD subunit 1 (gene Vha68-1). Lineage: Eukaryota; Metazoa; Arthropoda; Insecta; Diptera; Drosophilidae. Gene Ontology annotation, biological process: ATP metabolic process; proton transmembrane transport. The record is from RefSeq and is a predicted model, not a curated record. Gene Ontology annotation, molecular function: ATP binding; ATP hydrolysis activity; proton-transporting ATPase activity, rotational mechanism. Gene Ontology annotation, cellular component: proton-transporting V-type ATPase, V1 domain; lysosomal membrane.
CUUACACAAUCUGGUCGCACUGAAACCAAAAAGCAAGAGAAUUUUCAUAAGAGCUGCUGAAACAAAUCGAACGCGCGUUUUGACCGUUACCGAAGCAGAAGAAGAAGAGAGAAGCAACCGCGACCAUGUCCAACUUGAGGAAAUUCAAAGACGAGGAGCGCGAGUCGGAGUAUGGCCGUGUCUAUGCGGUCUCUGGCCCAGUGGUCACCGCUGAGGCCAUGUCGGGAUCUGCCAUGUACGAGCUGGUCCGCGUCGGCUACUACGAGCUGGUGGGCGAGAUCAUCCGCCUGGAGGGCGACAUGGCCACCAUUCAGGUGUACGAGGAGACCUCUGGCGUAACCGUGGGCGAUCCUGUCCUGCGCACAGGAAAACCCCUGUCCGUGGAGCUCGGUCCCGGUAUUAUGGGCAGCAUCUUUGACGGCAUCCAGCGUCCUCUGAAGGACAUUGGUGUGAUGACCAGCUCCAUCUAUAUACCCAAAGGCGUGAACACUCCGGCUCUGUCCCGCUCCGAGAUGUGGGAAUUCAAUCCAUUGAAUGUCCGCGUGGGCUCUCACAUCACCGGAGGUGACCUGUACGGCGUGGUGCACGAGAACACCCUGGUGAAGCAGCGCAUGAUUGUGGCGCCGAGAGCCAAGGGCACCGUAAGAUACAUUGCUCCGGCGGGCAACUAUAACCUGGAGGAUAUCGUCCUGGAGACGGAGUUCGACGGCGAGAUCACCAAGCACACCAUGCUGCAGGUGUGGCCCGUAAGGCAGCCGCGUCCCGUCACCGAGAAGCUGCCAGCCAAUCAUCCGCUCUUCACUGGCCAACGCGUCCUCGACUCGCUCUUCCCCUGCGUCCAGGGCGGCACCACUGCCAUCCCCGGUGCCUUUGGUUGCGGCAAGACUGUAAUCUCGCAGGCUCUCUCCAAGUACUCCAACUCCGAUGUGAUCAUCUACGUCGGUUGCGGGGAGCGCGGCAAUGAGAUGUCCGAGGUGCUGCGCGACUUCCCCGAACUGACCUGCGAAAUCGAUGGAGUGACCGAAUCUAUUAUGAAGCGCACUGCCCUGGUGGCCAACACCUCCAACAUGCCUGUGGCUGCCCGUGAGGCCUCCAUCUACACCGGUAUCACUCUGUCCGAGUACUUCCGUGACAUGGGCUACAAUGUGGCCAUGAUGGCUGACUCCACUUCUCGAUGGGCCGAGGCUCUGCGUGAGAUUUCGGGUCGUUUGGCUGAGAUGCCGGCCGAUUCCGGAUAUCCAGCUUACCUGGGCGCCCGUCUGGCCACCUUCUACGAACGUGCUGGACGCGUCAAGUGCUUGGGUAAUCCCGAACGUGAGGGUUCCGUCUCGAUUGUAGGCGCUGUAUCGCCACCCGGUGGUGACUUCUCGGAUCCCGUGACCUCGGCCACUCUGGGUAUUGUGCAGGUGUUCUGGGGCUUGGACAAGAAGCUGGCCCAGAGGAAGCAUUUCCCCUCGAUCAACUGGCUCAUCUCCUACUCGAAAUACAUGCGAGCUCUGGAUGAGUAUUACGACAAGAACUUCCCCGAAUUCGUGCCACUGCGUACCAAGGUCAAGGAGAUCCUGCAGGAGGAGGAGGAUCUGUCCGAGAUCGUGCAACUGGUGGGCAAGGCCUCGCUGGCCGAGACCGACAAGGUGACCCUGGAGGUGGCCAAGCUGCUAAAGGACGACUUCCUGCAACAGAACUCCUACUCGCCUUACGAUCGCGUCUGUCCCUUCUACAAGACGGUGGGCAUGCUGAGGAACAUCCUCUCCUUCUACGAGACCGCUCGUCAUGCCGUCGAGUCCACGGCCCAGUCGGACAACAAGAUCACAUGGAACACCAUUAGGGAGUCGAUGGGUGGGAUCAUGUACCAGCUGUCGUCGAUGAAGUUCAAGGACCCCGUGAAAGAUGGCGAGCAAAAGAUCAAGGCGGACUACGAUCAGCUGUACGAGGACCUGCAGCAGGCCUUCCGAAAUCUGGAGGAUUAAGGGGUGCCAGUGGGAUUCGGAGGAAGCCAGAAAACGAAAUAAGAAGCCACAGCUGGGUUACUUAUUAUUCGAAUUCCCCAUUUCAAUCUAGUCAUAUUUACAUAAUGCAUAAUAAGAUAUUUGAAUCCAAGUUUACUUAUAAGUUUAACCGUUUUUUGGCCAGCUUCAGGUCUAGUCCAGGUCAGAAUCGAAUCACAGAAAACACAGAAACACGACGACAGGCGACCAGUUAGGAAAGACGAACAAUAAUUAGUCGGUAGCGCAAAUGAAUCAUAGGACACGACACAACACACGACACGGAUUGAGCCAGCCAUAAACAUAAUAAAUACAUCAACAACGUACAUAUACGAGACAUAUGUAUACCUAUUCUAUGUUGAUAUAUAUGUAAUUAUAGUUCAGCUAUUUAUUGUUAGUAAAUUUUCAUAAAGUUAUCGAUUGUGUUCGUUCCCUCCCCUCCCCCAUUGCGUGAAACUAACUGAAAAACCAACUAAACGAAUCUAAGAGAGUUUGAAACUUUACGAAUUACAAUAUUAUAUAUAUAUUCCUACAUAUUAUAGACCCUUAAAGAACGCAAUAACAACGUAGCCCCAGAAGCAGAAGACGAUAGCCACUUAUUUCAGUAACUUGUGUGUGUUGCUACAAUGGAGCUAUGGAAAUAAAAAUGUAUUAUGAAUGUUA